This is a messenger RNA of Halichondria panicea, 4237 nucleotides long. Its product is annotated as protein tweety homolog 2-like. Bases 1876 to 3489 code for a protein of 537 amino acids. The record is from RefSeq and is a predicted model, not a curated record. Lineage: Eukaryota; Metazoa; Porifera; Demospongiae; Suberitida; Halichondriidae. The transcript has 18 exons. Gene Ontology annotation, molecular function: volume-sensitive chloride channel activity; intracellularly calcium-gated chloride channel activity. Gene Ontology annotation, cellular component: plasma membrane.
GACUACAAGAAUGCUGUGAAUAGUGUGAGGGUGUGUGAAUAAAUAAACAAAGACUGACUUGCAUUACACUAAAUAUUCAGUACCUAUUAAAUAGCUAGCUAUACUUGUGAGAUCUGAUCUUGAGAAAUCAUGUCCAGUCCAGGCUACAAGCAGUUGGAAGCUGAUGAUGGCAGUCUGCCCAGGCAGGAGAAGCCACAGCUCUCAGUUCAAGAACCUCCGCCAGCUUAUGCUUCUCAUCCUAAAGCUACCGUUGUGACUAUGCCUACAGCUGCCUGGGUUGAACCACCCAAGGAUUAUUUGGUCCUCUCUAUUGUUACAACCAUGUUCUGUUUCAUGCCUCUUGGAGUUGUCGCACUAUUCAAGUCUUUGGAGGUCAGAAGUGCCACACAGCGGGGUGACCAUGCCACAGCACUGACUGCUUCUAGGUCUGCCCGCAAAUUCAACAAGUUGAGCGUCAUCAUUGGAAUUAUUGUCUUUGUAUUGGUGCUCCUCCUCUGUGUAGCCAGUCAACUGUCCUGGGUCAUACCACUUGCCGUUAAUGGGAAGUUUGGACACAAAGAUAAUGACAACGAGCACUAUCAAUAUGGUUACCAUCAUGAUAAAUACUGAUCGAGGAUGUCCAUAUAAACUGACUCUGCUAACUUGAACUCUCAUUUUAAUUAUGAUAAGGACUCAGUUAUAAAUGUAGUUUGUUGUUGAGCAUACUGUACAUGUAAAAGACUCAUUAUUAUUUUAUUCAUAAAAAAAAACUUUGCGCAUGCGCAUGUUAAGUAGACCGAAAGUAAACACAAGCGUCAGUUGUUGUCAUGUCAGCAUUUCUCUUUGGACCUGUGCCUUUCGAAAGUCUCUAGUGUCUAGUGGUUUGAACAGCCGACCAGUAUGUCUCGAGGAGGUGAGGAAAAUCAAAGGCUACUUGGUGUAGUGUACGAGGAUCAAGAAAGCGAAGAUGACGAACAGAUUGUUUAUGAGAUCCCACCCCCCGCACCGCCAAGUGCCCCCCAGCGCCCCCCGAUGCCGCCUAGUGCCCCCACCCCACUGUACACUGACCCAACACCAGCUACCAUAGCUACUGGACAGAGUGGCGAUACUAGCGGGGCUGUGUUUCAACCGGCAGACACGUCGGUAUUGCCCCCUCCCCCUGAUUACAGCAUGCAUGCAGCUCCUAUGGUGGGCAUGGUUCCCCCCAAGUACACCCCCAUGGCCGGGGCAGCUGUGCCUGUCAACAUUCAGAUGGACGGUCGACUGGUCCCAGCUACUCUUAUGCAAGAUCCCUCAGGGAAUCACACAGUGUACAUCUGUGAGCCUCAAGGCAGCACUGAGGGAGAAGUUCCAACUGCCAGUGGCAGGCCUAACCCUCCAAAGGACCAUUUCGGGCUGGCUGUGAUUGCACUCUUCUGUAGCUUCUUCUUUCUCCCACUGGCUAUCAUGGCUGUACUCAAGUCAAUAGAGGUUCAUCGACGCUACAAACUUGGAGACUACGUUGGAGCUCAAAUGGCCUCCAAGAAAGCUCACAGCUGGGGCUCUGCAUCUGUUAUUUUUGGAAUUUUCUCAAUUUUGCUGCUAGUCUCGCUCAGAUAUUUCCUCAAAGGGCAUCAAUACAGACACUACUACUAUUAGAUCCAAACACCUAGACAUUCAAACUCUUUAGAAUGUGAUAUGUACGUUGAUUUAUGUACGUGUGUUUACAUCAUUAAUUUAUGCAACCUAUAGUUCCACUACUGCUGAUGUCAUUAUUCUCGUGAUUUUACUUUUGAGGGUGGGGUCAGUAAAACUUGCACUUGCAUGUGCUGCGUUUGGAUUUCACAGCUCCAAGUUUUGUGUUUACUAGAAGUUUACACUAGCCAGCUAUUAAAUAUUAUAGUAUAGUUCGCAGCCAUGGAUGGCGCCUGCCCCAAUACAAGUGCCUAUUAUCCAAGUUCACUGGUUGACUCUUUUCACGCCAUCCCUCAUGUGAACAUUGAUCUCGGUCCGAGCCCCGACAAUUUUGAGCUCUCUUUAAAUUAUUUUCAGGCUAUCAUCAUCUGGGCAUGUGUCCCUCUCCUCUGUGUUAUAUGCCUCUUCAUUAUAAUGGCUGUCUACUUCAUCUGUCUCUGUUGCUGUUGCUGCUGUCAGCAACACGAAAAACGCUCUAAACUAUCGAGAGGUUUAUGUGGUGGACUAGUGAUUCUCCUUGUACUGCUUUCACUUGGGAUGGUAGGUGUGGGGAUUUGGGCCGAAUACGAGUUGGAUCAGGACAUCUUACAGUCGUUCAACUCUGCCCGGAAUGCCACUGACAUCAUGAGUGACCUCAGGAACACGACACUGUCCUUCUCCUACGACACAGCUGGCACUGAGUCCACCCUCGGAAUGUUGCAGGAAGCUCUUGAAGGUCUACCUGCACCCUCCAACACGACUGAUUCUGCAAUAAAACUGCGUGCUUUCAAUCAAGGUCUGGGGACUGUCUUCACUCAGAUACAAAACCAAGCAUCUUUUGUUGAUUUCGGAGACCUUGGCCCAGUCUUUGAUUCUCUGGAUGUGUUUGAGAUAGCAAGACAUUGGGUAAUAUUGGCGUACCUGAUAGUGACCACCAUUAUCCUGUUACUCGUGGCUCUAUCAGUCUGCUUCAGUGCUUGCUGCAAGAGUCCCGUCUGUAUGGUCAUAAUGAUGGUCGGGUUUUUCCUCACAACGUUUGUCAUGUGGGUGGCUGUCGGUGCAAAUCUGGCUCUGCUUGUGGUGAGUGGUGACAUCUGCUCUGCUCCUGAUGCUCUGAUAAGGAACUUGACAGCUGCAAUCCCUAGCAACAGUGUGUCAGAGGAGGUGCUGGACUACUACCUGAUCUGCAACCAGACAUGCUACUCCUCUCCCUUCCAGCCUUUCUUUGACAACGCCACCAUCACCUACACUUCCAUCAAUAUGGACGUGGCUGACAUUCAGGCCUACCUAAGCUCAAACCCUGAUACUAGCAUUCAGAAUCUGCUGAACACUGCAUCUAUGGACUUUAGGGUGUCUUCCAUGUUUGUGGUGGGUGUGGAGGAUCUGACGGACUGUCAGGUACUCAACUCCGCCUAUCUCAAUGUCCUUUCUGACCUCUGCACUGAUGGAUAUGUGUUCAGUGUGGUCUUGUUUGGAAUGGCGUGUGGGUUGGCAGUCUUUAUGAUGCUCAUCCUUAUCUGUGGAUCCUUCUACGCUGGACUACUCGCAGAGGGAAAAGAGUAUGAUGAUGAGACGGUGGUGUACGACUUCCCCAACUCUGGAGGCCCCUCCCCCUGGGAUUCGUACGGUACACAGCAGCAGUACACCCCUUACCGGGGCGAGGCAUUUGACCUCCGAACCAGCCCUCAGGGACUCCCCAACGAGCCUCCUAAGUACAACGACCUAAGUAACCAGUACGGUGGUGGCAACGCUCCCUCCAAUGGGGCUCAUUUCAACAGCGAUGGAACUGUCGACGUGGCCAUACGACCGGCCAGUAGAGGUGGUGAUAUUGACAUCGGGGACUCUCUGGAGCUCUGAUGAACACACACACACACAUAGCUGCACAAACUGUCUCUCUUAAUGGCGGGCUUAUAACGCUUAAGCACUUUAAAUGUACUUACUCUUAGUGUUACACAUAAGUAAUAGAUAUCAGCAAUGUAUGGUUUGUCAAAAUAGAUUGCUAUUAUUUAUGUAUGUAAAACGGUACAGUGAUUUCCUUCACCUCUUAAACACUAACAUUUCAUCGUGUUGUUAUUUGUCUUACAGAUGUAAUAAUUAUGCUGAUGCAUCAUAUCCCACCCACUGAUCCCUGCACAACUUUUAAACUUGAUCAAAUAUUAGUUUAUGAGAUGGUGUAUACAAUAAACAAGAGGCGCUGUUAGAUAUAUACGUGACUGUAGCUUUAAUAUAAAUGUAGCUUAGAUUAUAGGAAAGAUCGUAUAAUGUAGAUUAUGUAUAAAUAAUAUUUUCCCCCAUGGAAAAUUGCUGUAGAAGGAGCACUAAUAAUAAUUAAUGGUCGUGGUGAGAAAUCAAUUAACAUACAAUAAUAAUUAUAAAAUAAAAUUAUAAUAAAUAAAUUUAAAACAUUGGAACACACAAUAAAACAAGGAAAUGCAUUUAAUUAUACAAAAAAAUUGUUACCAUAAAUUAAAGAUUGAUUCUAUCUUCCUAUCUCCUAUCAUUAUAAGCUAUUGCAGUUAGUGCUUUAGUGUGUCCCUGAUACUCCCUCAGGGGCUCCGUCUUGUCCACAUGCCACAGCCUAGCAACAUGGUCACUGGACGCUGUG